Bombus impatiens (common eastern bumble bee) is the source of this 2925-nucleotide messenger RNA. It is a transcript of the gene Dlic, whose product is annotated as cytoplasmic dynein 1 light intermediate chain 2. NCBI's taxonomy places the organism in Eukaryota, Metazoa, Arthropoda, Insecta, Hymenoptera, Apidae. The transcript is spliced from 10 exons. Gene Ontology annotation, molecular function: dynein heavy chain binding. Gene Ontology annotation, cellular component: cytoplasmic dynein complex; centrosome. Bases 71 to 1507 code for a protein of 478 amino acids. The record is from RefSeq and is a predicted model, not a curated record. Gene Ontology annotation, biological process: microtubule-based movement; microtubule cytoskeleton organization.
AAGUUAACUGCGAGCCGCACCCGCAGUUUGCGUACAAUCGAUAGCAGAUUUCAUUUCUGUCAAAUGGAUAAUGGCAGCGACGGCAAUUGAUAUGAUGUUGCAGAGCAAUGGGUUUCAAUCGAAGAAAAAGGAAGAUCCAGAAAAUAAAGACAACUUAUGGUCCUCUAUUUUGGCUGAAGUACAAAAUAGUAGCAGUAACAAACUACCCUCAAACAAGAAUAUUCUUGUCUUAGGUGAUAAUGAAAGUGGAAAAACAACACUCAUUGCUAAAUUACAAGGCGUAGAAGAUCCAAAGAAAGGUUCCGGUUUGGAGUUUGCUUAUAUUGAUGUCAGAGAUGAUUAUAGAGAUGAUCAAACAAGAUUAUCUGUAUGGGUAUUAGAUGGUGAUCCUGGUCAUGCAAAUCUUUUAAGAUUCGCAUUAAAUGCAGAAAGAUUUCCACAUACACUUGUUAUGUUAGUUGCUGCAAUGACAACUCCAUGGGCUAUCCUCGAUCAACUUCAAUCCUGGGCUGCACUUUUGGGAGAUCAUAUUGACAAAUUACCUUUAGAUAAUGAUACUUGGCAACGAUGCAGGCAAUUUAAUGUAAAAAAGUGGCAAGAUUAUACAGAACCUGGAGAUGAAUUAGAUCCUGGUAGUCCUUUAAGGCGAACUAGUCGUAACUUAGAUGACGAUACAAUGGAUAAUUUACCACUACCAGAAGGAGUACUUACAACAAAUUUAGGCCUAGAUGUUGUUGUUGUUAUUACCAAAACUGAUUAUAUGUCUACUCUUGAGAAAGAACAUGAUUAUAAGGAUGAACAUUUUGAUUUUAUACAACAGUGGAUAAGACGAUUCUGUUUGCAAUAUGGUGCAGGAUUAUUCUACACAUCAGCAAAGGAAGAUAAAAACUGUGAUUUGCUUUAUAAAUAUCUUACACAUAGAAUUUAUUCUUUACCAUUUAGAACACCUGCUUUAGUCGUCGAAAAAGAUGCAGUUCUCAUUCCUGCUGGUUGGGAUAAUAUGAAAAAGAUUAGUAUUCUUCAUGAAAAUUUGCAAUCAAUGAAACCAGAUGAUUACUAUAGAGAUGUAAUUGCACAACCAUCAACAAACAGAAAAUGUGUAGCUAGAGAAGUAGAAGUACAGGCAGAAGAAGAACAAGCUUUCUUAGCGAAACAACAAGCCGCAUUAUUAGGUAUAAAAGAUCCAACACGAUCUCCAACAACCAGGAAUCAGGCAAGCACUGGACCAGUUAUUCAGGUUGCAUCACCAAAUAAAAAGUUGGAUCCUAAAGGUACUGGAUCUGCGCAAUCUGGGGAAGGUGUUCUAGCUAACUUCUUCAAUUCUCUUCUUCACAAAAAGACUGGAAGCCCUGGAUCACCAGGUACUGUAGGUACGAGUCCGAUAAAAAUUGAUAAUGCAUCAGUAGAUAAAGCAACUAUGUGUAAUGAUGCAGCAGUGGAAUUAGAUCGACUUACUCGAACGAAAAAAAUGUCUCCUCCCAACUUAAAUUCAUCAUCUGAAUGUUAAGGAAGUAUAUUUUCUUUGCGACCCAUAUUGGGAGUUAAGUAUUGAAUUAUAAAUCAUAAAUAUCAGUUCCAUAAUAACAUUUUGAGGAUAAUUGAAUGACACUGAAUAUAAAAUAUAUCUGUGAUCUUCAUCUUCAUUUGUAAUGUUUGAAACUGAUACAGAAAUUAUUUUUAUCAUUUUGUAUUAAUAAUAUUGCAAUGCAUGUACUAAUUUGGUAAUUUAUAAUGAUCUAAAAAGAUUUUAUUUGUAUUUAUUAUAUUUUAUGUCAUUUAUUAUGAUUUAAGAUUUUUGUCAUUUAUUAAUUUAAUACAGUUGUUUUAAAAAAUACUCACAACUUUUAAUAACUUGUCAUAGUUAUAAAAUACUUACAAGAAAUUUUUAAUCAAUAACUAAUCAUAUUGUGCAAAGCACAAAUAUUCAGACGAAUUUAUUUAAAUAGAAAUAUAUACAUAUAUAACAAUGUAUUAAUAUUUUAUGAAAUUUUGUUAUAAAAUACUGUAUCAAUUUAUGAAAUGAAGCACAAUUGUAUAAUCUAAAAUAAUUUUUUCUUUAGUCUUUUAAAGUUAUAAUUUUCUUUAGGUUGUAGAUUGCACAUUUUUUAUUUAUAAUUAUAAUUUGCACAUUCCUAGUGUUAUGGUUCUUUUGGUAUUAAGAUUUUUGACGUAGUACUAAUUCUUUGUUAUGAAUGUGCAACAAAAAUUUUAAUCACACUUAAAUGGGUCGCAAAGAAUUGGAAUUAAUUUAUAAGAACAGUUGAAUUUGAUUCAGAAACGAAUAUGUUACUGAGAAACAGAAAAUAACGAAGUGUCACACAACCUAUCAAUGAUUUCGUUUGUUAUAUCUGACUGUCAGUAACAAUACAAAGUUACAGCUAGAGAGUUAUUGAAUUAACGUAAUUAAAUAUUUAAUAUAGUAAUACAUUCAAUUAUGCUUACGCACAUGUCCCUACAGCUCGUUAUAGUAAAUUAUUUAAUAAUCAUCCAUGAAGGAUGUAAGGAUUUUUUUACUGCUCUUCAAUGCUUUCAUUUCAUUUCCUAAUAAAUAAAUAAUUCUAUUUAUACAAUAUUGUCCUCGUUAAUAAAAGUUGGCUGAAUAAUUUUCUCUUGUAUUCGGUCUAAUUUAUAAAGUGCCGUUACUGUAACGUAAAUGGGCCAUACGAAUGUGUGAGAUAGUAUUUUAUAUGAAUGUUAGAUUUAGAAGAGAUUUCUCAACCAAGGACACGGGCUUGUCUUUGGUUUGAAGAUAAUUCGUGGUAUGAAUUUUGGAGUGUACAGUUACAAGGCGAGUGAAACUUCUUUGUCAAAUUUUAAAAGAAUUUUAUGUAAAAGAGAAGAAUCUGUAAAUUCAGUUAUUAAUGUGGCUUUUCUGUAUAUGAAGUAAUUAAAAUUCCUGAUCAAAAAUAAAUAAUUUUUCAUAAA